Molecule: messenger RNA, 1791 nt
Organism: Daldinia vernicosa
Lineage: Eukaryota; Fungi; Ascomycota; Sordariomycetes; Xylariales; Hypoxylaceae
Product: L-lactate dehydrogenase
Exons: 4
Coding region: 272-1552 (426 amino acids)
Molecular function (GO): oxidoreductase activity; FMN binding
Source: RefSeq, a predicted model, not a curated record
UCCAGAUGCGAAUAACUAGGUUCCUGCAUGUUGCUUAUUGUUGUCUUGAACUCUAUGUAUUGCCGCGCCAUAUCCUAGUUUUGCAGGCAAAUCAAUGACCGCGUCUUGAUGUCAUCGGACGUCUUACGGCGCCGUCGAUCGGGUGCUGUUCUACGGCUAGAAACGUAUAAAAAAGGAAUGAAUUUCGCCUAGAGAUAUUGAAGUCCGCAAACAAUCACAAGUAAACUUCGAAAUACACAUAUAUCAUCGACUUAUAUCCUUAAGUGUCACCAUGAGCAACCCAGAUAACCCCAAUAUCACCCAACGCACGACGCCGCAAUGGGGCCUCUAUCAGAGGGAGCUCUUCUGGGCACCGAACGAGGGAAAACAUACGCCCUUUAACACCCACCCCGAUAAGCUGAGAGAGACGGCUAGGGAGCACCUCAGCCUGUCUGGAUGGCACUAUGCAUCCUGCAACGCUGGCCUCUCGUGGACGCACUACUCUAACCGACAGGCUUUUUACCGACACCAAAUCGUGCCGCGGAUGCUCAUCGACACCGACCAGCGGGACACCGCAACCACCAUCUUCGGCCACCGCGUCGCAGCACCAAUCGGAUUCGCACCUAUCGGCAUCAAUCGGAUCUAUCACGCGACGGGGGAACUCUCCCCCGCCAAAGUGGCUGGCGAACUGAACUUGCCGUACUGUCUUAGCUCCGCCGGCAGCUACAGCAUCGAGGACGUGGCGCGCGCCAACGGCGACGGCGGCGUACGCUUCUUCCAGCUGUACUGGAGCCCGCACGACGCCGUGGCGCUGUCGAUGUUGCGGCGUGCCGCUCAAAAUGGGUAUACCGCGUGCAUGCUGACCACGGAUACAUGGCAGCUAGGCUGGCGACACGACGACGCCGCGCAUGGGAAUUACGCGUUUUACCACGAGCACGGGGCAGGCGACCUCGGGCUCAACGACCCGGCGUUCCUAGAUCGUCUGCGAGAGGCGAAGCCAGACCCGAAAGAUCCCAAGGACAAGUACCGCGUCGGCGCGGACUGGAUCGAUAAGCACAUAUGGCACGGGCAUUCAUUCUCGUGGAAGAGACUGCCUUGGCUAAUCGAGAAUUGGAAGGAGCUUAGCGGUGGGAAGCCGUUUUGCAUCAAGGGGAUCCAGAGCGUGGCAGAUGCGCGCAAGGCGGUUGAACUGGGGGUCGAUGGGAUUGUAGUUUCGAAUCACGCCGGGCGGCAGGUUGAUGGUGCGAUUGCGAGUCUGGAUGCGCUGGAGAAGAUUGCAGAGGCGGUAGGGGAUAAGAUAUACAUUAUGUAUGAUUCGGGCGUCCGGGGUGGCGCUGACGUGUUCAAGGCUCUAGCUCUCGGAGCAAAAUUUGUGUUUAUAGGUCGCUUAUGGGUGUACGCGCUGGGCUCCGGCGGCGAGGAAGGCGUGCGUCACGUCAUGAAGGGACUUUUGGCAGAUUUCGACAUCUUGAUGAACGUCGCGGGGUAUCCGGAUCUGAAAGAUAUUAAUCGCGAUGCUUUGGAUUCCUUACCAAAAGGGGCUUACUUCCCGUCUACGGCGGAAAUGGCGUGAGCAUUUAAUACAACACAAAGGUGGCCGAGUUGUUGUAAACAGUCAUUUCUGAGAUUACGAAUGAAAAGAGCGAUAGCAAUGACUUUGGUAAAUUUACAAAGGGAAUAUCGGGGCCUUAGUUAGAUGUUUUCGACAUCGAGAGAAUGCAGAGCCGUCUCCGCCAAUGCACAUCGGGGUUUCUUCAUAUAUACAUUCUUGUGUCCCCCCUUUUCUCAUACAUUCCCCACUCAACCCGUGAC